Amphimedon queenslandica is the source of this 506-nucleotide messenger RNA. RefSeq lists its product as uncharacterized. NCBI's taxonomy places the organism in Eukaryota, Metazoa, Porifera, Demospongiae, Haplosclerida, Niphatidae. The transcript has 2 exons. Bases 60 to 416 code for a protein of 118 amino acids. The record is from RefSeq and is a predicted model, not a curated record.
CUCUCUCUCUCUCUCUCUCUCAGUCUCCAGCAAAUAGGAUCAAUAUAUCCAGUACAAUAAUGAAGAUUGCUGUCCUUCUUGUCAUUAGCUGCUUCAUUGCUGCAGCUUACAGUGAGAGUCUAAAUACUGGUGAGGAGCUAAAGGACAAGGCCAGCAUUACAGAUAAUCGGCAUCAGUUUAUCUAUCCUGAUUCAUGCCAGUGUCAACCAUGUGCUAUAUUGAAAGAGAAGAAGGAAGCACGAUGUACUGGGGACCAAGUCUGCAAGUGUUUGAUAUUAGCCACUUCAGCUUAUGAGUAUUAUGACUACUGCAAGUGUCAGCUGGAUAAGUGUGACUGUGGAGUUGAUCUGUGUACUAAGAUAUCUGAUUCCAUCACUUGUAAUGGAGAUGGGUCUUGCAUGUGUAAGGUUAAAUAAUAAUGAGAGGGAUACUUUCAGGAAUUUGUAUCAUACAAUUAUAAUUAGAAGUUACUAUCAAUUUGUAGUAGAAUUUUCGCUUUUAUUAUU